This is a messenger RNA of Coniophora puteana RWD-64-598 SS2, 444 nucleotides long. RefSeq lists its product as uncharacterized. NCBI's taxonomy places the organism in Eukaryota, Fungi, Basidiomycota, Agaricomycetes, Boletales, Coniophoraceae. The transcript is spliced from 4 exons. Bases 1 to 444 code for a protein of 147 amino acids. The record is from RefSeq and is a predicted model, not a curated record.
AUGUUCUCCGCUACUGUCUUUGCCUUCGCCGCCCUUGCCUUCGUCUCGGGCGCCGCUGCUCAGGAGUCGCAUCAGGUCACGUUCACGAACAACUGUGGAAACGGCACUCCCCUCUUCCUUUACCAGGGUGACUCGACCCCACAAGGUGCCACGACCAUCCAAGGCCCGCUUAACGGCGGCAUUGCCUGGCUCGACAACGGCGGAUCUUGCACGAACAACGGUCUUGGCUGCGGCGCUGUCGAGUUUACCCUCGCGAACACGGGCUUCUCGCAGGCCGAUAUCACGCUUGAGCCCGAAGGCAACCACAACUACUUCAUCAACGGCUGCACAGACGGCCUUGAGUGCAACUCGCCCACCUGUCCCCAGGCGUCGUUCAGCCCUCCGCAGGUUCCCCUCGUCAACUGCGCAGCCAACAACUGCGGUAUCAACAUCAGCUUCUGCUAG